Molecule: messenger RNA, 5210 nt
Organism: Dreissena polymorpha
Lineage: Eukaryota; Metazoa; Mollusca; Bivalvia; Myida; Dreissenidae
Exons: 4
Coding region: 1479-3647 (722 amino acids)
Source: RefSeq, a predicted model, not a curated record
AUUCAUAAAUGUCCGAACCUUAACCGGCGGGUUACCUGCUAUAUCUUUGUCGAAAAUAUACCCGCUGAAUCUACUGGACUAAGUGUUGAUAUCGUGGAUGAUCAUUUAUUUUUAAAUUUGAUCUUUUUCAACUUAAAACGUAAAUAUACGAAAUGAUGUUUGAUAUCUAACUUAAUAAAAGUUUUUAAAUCGAUAACAUACAUGUUUAUAGCUACUUUCGAUUACAAAUUUGUUCAAUAAUCCUAAAUGUUCAUCGUGAAUAUGAAUCAGAACAAUAUGUGCUAUACCUAAAUCAUUUCGGUAAUGGAUGCAUGUGCACUAAAUGCACACAACGCAGUUAAUUCAACAUGAUGCGUUAUUAACUUUGGUUAAUUCAAAACCUAUGCAAUGGCAACCGGUGGUGUUGACGAUUCCAGUCACGAUCUUUCAAGUGACGUGGUUGGAGGUCAUGUUUUAAUGAGACAAUGCAAUCCCUGCAUAAGGGAUAACAAACACAACGAUGCAUCGUUGUUCUGUACCAUCUGCAAAGAAUUUCUUUGCAGCACUUGCAGGAAUUUACACCUUAAGUACAUGCUUGAUAUUCAUGACAUUAUUAGCGUCCAAGAAGCGCGUUCGAGGCCAUCUGAAGUUGAUAUGAAAGGCAUGGACAUUUGCCAAGUGCAUUUUGAAAUGAUUAAAUUUAUAUGUGAGGAUCAUUCUUUGUUAUGUUGUAGCGAAUGCCUGUUCAUUCACAGAAAUUGCAAGCAAGUUUACAAAGUGAAAGAGCAAUGUAGACUUCACUUACAUGAAUACGGUAGAGUACAGGCUUUGUUAGAAAAAUCAAGUGCACGUGUACAUGCUGUUACUGAAGACUGUGAAAGAGAGAUUGAGAAAAUAAAUCAAAAUGAAUCGGACUUAGCCAAUGGAAUAAACACACGAAUUGACAGUAUGAUAAAUAUGUUAAACAGAAAACGAUCAACAGUUCUGUAGGAGGCCAAUGAUAAAUGCGACAUACAGACUCAAAUGCUUCGUGAAAGGCAGUCGACUUGCGACAGUAUUGCACGGACAAUAAAUGAAAUUCUUCCGCUUUAUUCGUUAGUUGUAAAGGCUGGUACGCCUGAGCAAGCAUUCAUUCUUACGAGAAUGUUUCAAGAGAAAAUAGCACUAAUUCAGCUUGAAAUUACUAAACAAGACGAAACGCCGUUUUCACUUAAGAUUAAUGCUGAAUAUGCCCCUGAAAUAUCAGCGCUGUUGAAGAAAGAUUGCAGUAUUGUCUCACUGAAAAUUGAUGAUAAUUCAUUGAUGAAAGGACACACUGUCGAGGAUGAUAGUACAGGUCCUACUGAAUAAUUUUCCUGCGGCAGGACUUUGACCAAGACCAAAAGAUACAAAUCAAAAAAACAGUUUUGAAGGCGGUGGAUACAGAUGUAGACAACCAUUUAGAAAACAAGAAACCCCAAAUAUUAGCAGAUUCUGUAAAUAUUGAAGAAGCAGUUGACAUGACGUUUGCUUAUGGGAAAACAGAUGAAGCAGUUCUAAUGGCCAAGAAGACAGAAGAUGAAGCGGUGAUAGGCAAAUAUCUCCUCGUGAAGAGCAGACCUCUUCUGUACGACAGUAACAAACCAUCGACUGAACUUGGAGAAUCAAAUUCAAUACUUAAAGAUGCAAUAUUUGAAGCAAUCGAAAUGUUUGAGGCUUGUAACGAUUUUGAUGGACUAGCAGCCGCUUGGAUGUUGAACUGGGAGUGGUCAGAAAACACACAGUGUAUUGAAAAGGCCAUACAGUAUUUUCGACAGUCAAAACCCUUUGAGAACACUUCUGGCAUAGCUGAAUGCGCCCAUUUACUUGUCCAAACACAAAACAUAAGUCUUGAACAGUUAGAAAUAUGCAUAAGGAGUAUCCACGAUGUGUUUAUCAUCUGCCAUGACCUGCUAUUCCCGAACACAUCUGACAAUUUUGACAGACUCGUGAAGUUUGAAAGAUUUUAUGGCUUUAAACCGUAUACUAGUAACUCAUACGUCAUCCAUCCAAAGGAAAGAUCACAUUGUCUCCACAUACUUCAAGAUCUCAUUUCUUGCAAAAUUGAAACAAAAAUGCAACUGCUUGAAGUUUCUAAAAACGAAGUUCGUGUUAGUUUAGUUGUUGUUCUUCUAAAAAGAAUUUACCAAUGGCGUCGAAUAAUCUUUUCGCGCAUUCAGAUCCUCAGGGAAAUAAUAAUGGUUUGUGAACGGUUUAAGUUAGAUAUGCCUUGUACUCUUGGAAUAAAAUGCAGAAAAAUGCAUCGUCCGCAAACGAAAGACGAUUUUAUCAUGUUAAUUAAACUAGACGUUUUGGGCAUCGAAUGUGAAGGCCAUGUUCAAACUGGAGCAUCAAGCUUGAUUGAAAAGAAAUGCCCAGAUGCAGUGACAUCAGUUUUGGAAGUGUGUGUAACAAAUAAGGUGGAAAUGUUUUACGAAAGUUACAAAGGCUGCUUCUGUCUCUGGCAUGAUCUUAUGCCAGUCGAUGGCCAUCCUAAUUUUAUUGGGAAUGACCUUAAAAUGCUGACGGAAUACAUUUCAGGAAACACGGUAAGAAAGCAACUGAAAGAGUUCUUAGAAGGUCAAUGGAAACAAGCAGUUCGUUGUAGCACUGGUUUUCUGCUCCAAAGCCAGGCUGUCCGAGGAUCGGAAGUUUUCAUGCGUAUUGAGUUUGGCUACUAUCUGUUCCAAUUUACAACUGGCACACAUAAGUUCGAACAAUCACCUUCUGCAAAAAUGAGACAGUUUGAAGGUCAGAUUGAUUGUGAAAUAAUGAAGAAAGGAAAUCGCCUCAACCACAAUUAUUAUACAUUUAUGGUUUCGCCGCACAACAACACUAUGAUUGUCGAGUGUACCGCCCGAAGGUUUAUCGAUGCUUUUGAUGAACUUUUGAAGGGAGAUGUAUGGGAGGCUGUCGAAAAAUUCACUGUAUUUAUUAUUCUUUCUAGCAAAAAAGAUGUUGAAGUUCUUGAACCAUGGGUGUUUAUAAUGUGGUUAGAGUUCUAUUCUACAUUGGCUUCGCUGAUAAUAGCUAAACUGAAGGGUCCAAAUUGUGAAGAUUUCCUGUUUAUUCUUCCAAACAGCUAUUUAAACCUCUUGCUUUUUGUUGAAACAACUUUGCCAACUAAGGUUGACAUUCUUGAAAACAUUAAGAGCUUUCAAGUUAAACAUGACAAGCUUAACAACAGACUUUGGAGAAUGCAGGAUCGUUUGAAAAGUAUGGCAUUUGCUGUAGCAGGAUUUAGCAGUUGUUUAUGUUUAAUAACAACAAUGGUGAAGAGAAGUAAAGCAGAUCCAACGAUGUUUGGAGGCAUUGAAAGACUGCUUAUUUUGUCCAUGACUCUUGUUUGCAACGUAGGUAAAACGGUGGCAAUAGUUAAUGAGUGGUCGUUGAUGAAUAUGAUGACGAAAAUACAAAUGGAUCCAACGGCACCAGAUCGUCUCCGAAAAACAAUUAAGUGUUUGCAAAAUGCAUUAGGUAUAUCAGAUGUUUCUGAAGUUUUGCAGGAUUUAUUGAAGUGUCGAAAACGAUCUGAUGAAUUGCUGUCAUGCUCAUGGCAAACGGACAGCAAACAUGUCAUCCUUUUAAAACUAAGUCUUAAAACAUCCGCAGAUAUGAGUGGCAUGUUCAAUGACCAGUUUUUAAUGUGAAAACAUUAAAUACUGUUCAACAGAACAAAGGAGGAUGUGCUCAUCCGAAUGAUGAAGAGGACAUCCAAGUAGUCGUUGAAGAAUCAAAGAUGGCGCCACUGUAAGGAACAAAAUACAAAAGGAAGCGUUAACAGAAGCUGUCCUGCUUGGUUUGAUAUAAAACGCCAACCUGGUGUAAACUCUUGACUGUAUAUAUAUAUGCGUGUGUAUGAAGGCUGUAUUAACUUCCUUAAUAUUAUUAUUUCUAUACUAUGCAGAAUGACAGUUUUGUUAUGUGUCAAUGUGGUUUUUCCUUUUGAUGUAGACUGAAUGCUGUCAGAGAACAGAUAACAGAUAAUCAAUAGUUAUAAUUAUUUUCAGUAUGAGAUAGUGAAAUUCUUGUUCGCUUGUUUACAAUGAAAUAAAUGAAGUUUGUUACUGAACUAGAUUACUUUUUGACUUUGAUAGUUUUUGUAUUUAAAUUAAAUUGUUUAGUUAAAUUAUGAGCUUAGUUUCGUUAAAAACACAAUCGUGUUUCAUUUGUUUUGUGACGAUUCUUUAUUAUGUGUAUGUAACAUGUAAAUAAUUCGAUCAACAUUUGGUGUCAUUGUUCUGCAACAAUUUGCAUCUUAACACGUGUAUGUAGAAUGGUUUCUUCUUUAUAUAGUGUUUUUUUCCACUAUGUAGGUUGUGAUCCAGGUUGAUGCCCGUUUUGAAUGUCUAUGUUUGUUUUACUUUCUCUCGUUUCUUGGUCAUCACACACGUUAAUAUAACAGCUACAUUUCGAAUGCGUCAUCACAUUAAAUGUCGUAAUACCUCAUUUUAACUUGGCACUAUGCAUACAUGUAUCAUUAAUCUAUUAUAAUAUCGUUACGGAGAAUACCGUAAUUACUCUAAGUUUUCGGACACUUAAACAUAUUAUUUUUUUCGUGUCCAAAAUUUAAGAUACGGAAACAUAUUCAAAACUUACACAUAUCCGAAAAUUUAGAGACAAAAAUUAAAUGUCCGAAACUUAUAGGUAUAUUGAAAUAAAAACAAUAAAUUAAUGCACAAUAGGGGUUUCUACUUUGAAAAAUAAUACAGCUUCACAGCUUUGCUAACUCUUGCCUGAAAUUAUACAGAACAAAAAAGUAAAAAACAAAACAAAAAAAUACUGCCUCCUUAAUAGGAAAAUAUCAUUUAAAAUGCUGUUGGGUGAAGCGAUUGUUUUAUACAGGUAUACAUGGUUAUUUAACCAAUUAAGCAAAUGUUAUGUCCCAUUGCCCUCACGCAUGCGGCUCCAAUGUUUUAUGACCUUAAUCCGUUUGUACAAAUCCAUGAUCGAAGUGUCAAAAGAAAAGAGAAUACAGUGCCGAACUCUGGUAAAGUAGCGCUGUAAAAUGUACUGUCCGAAAGUUUAGCGUCAUUAAUAAUGGAUGAAAACGCGCAUGUCCGAAAAUUAAGAGUCAUGAAAAUAAUUAAUUGGGCCAAAAAAGGAGGUGUCAAAAAACUUAGUGUUCGAAAAAUUAGAGUAAUUACGGUAUAUUUGACUGCAUUUAUAAAGCGAUUCAAAUCGAGCGUAGAUCUACCUCACUAAGUAUACUG